AUGACAUCCAUCAAGCAAACCAUCGUCCUCCUCUUGGCAACAACCAGCGCGCUAGCCACCGCCCUCCGCCCCAGCGAAGACCCCUUCUACACCCCACCCCCAGGCUACGAGUCCACAGCACCAGGAACAAUCCUCACCCACCGCGAAACCCCACACGCCAUCUCCUCCCUCAACCUCCUCCCCAUCAAGCUGCACAAAGCGCACCAAAUCCUCUACCGCACGACCGACUCCUUCGACCGUCCCACCGCAACAGUAACAACCCUCCUCAUCCCCCACUCCGCGAACCUCUCCACCCUCCUCUCCUUCCAAGUCGCCCAAGACAGCUCCUCCAUCGACUGCGCCCCGUCCUACGCCUUCCAAUUCGGCGCCGCAACAGCAACAGCAACCAACCUCCUCGGCACCCUCAUAUCCCAAAACCAGCUCCUCCUCAUAACAGCCGCCCUCCGCAAUAAGUGGCCCGUCCUCGUCCCAGACUUCCAAGGCCCCCGCGCCGCCUACCUCGCCAACAAGCUCGCCGGCCGCGCCGUGCUCGACUCCCUCCGCGCAGCGCUCUCCUCCUCAAACUUCACAAACCUCUCCCCCACCGCCUCCCUCACAAUGUGGGGCUACUCAGGCGGGGGUCUAGCCACAGCCUCAGCAGCAGAGCAACACCCGCUCUACGCACCAGAGCUGCACAUCCUCGGCGCCGCGCUCGGCGGCACAGUACCCAAUCUCAGCACAGCGCUGGUCCAAAUCAACGGGACCCACUCCGCGGGCCUCAUCCCGUCUGGACUAUGGGGUCUGGCCAACGAGUAUCAAUCCGUGAACGACACGCUUAACACAUACCUCGUCGACAAGCCACGCCUCCGCAAGAAGUUCACCAAAGCGCGGCACCAGUGCUGCGGGGCGAACUUGGUACACUUCAUGCACCAUGAUAUAUCGCGGUAUUUGUCACCGGGGGAUAUAUAUUUAACGGAUGAGGGAUUGAAUGAAGUGUAUGCGGCAAAUGCGCUAGGAACACUAGGGACAAUACCCACCGUGCCGAUGUUCGUGUAUAAGAGCGUGACGGACGAGAUCAGUCCUGUUGAGGAGACGGAUGAGCUUGUUAGGUUUUGGUGUAGUCAGGGUGCGAGGGUCGAGUAUAGGCGGGUGCUGGUGGAGGGACAUGGGCCGUUGGCUGUGAAGGGGGCGCCGUCUGCGCUGUUGUGGUUGGGGGGGAGGAUGGGGCUUUUUUCAGGCGAUGGACGGUGUAGGCAGACUACGAAGUUGACGGCGUUGGCGGAUGUUGAAGCUGGGGAGUUGUUGGGGGAUGUUUUGCGGGGGAAGUUGGAGAAGGUGUUGGCGGAGCCUUUGGGGGGGUGGAUUGGGUUGUGA
Messenger RNA from Aspergillus campestris IBT 28561, 1353 nucleotides. RefSeq names its product putative secretory lipase. Lineage: Eukaryota; Fungi; Ascomycota; Eurotiomycetes; Eurotiales; Aspergillaceae. The coding region runs from base 1 to 1353 and encodes 450 amino acids. Gene Ontology annotation, molecular function: triacylglycerol lipase activity. The record is from RefSeq and is a predicted model, not a curated record. The transcript has 2 exons. Gene Ontology annotation, biological process: lipid catabolic process.